Messenger RNA from Brachypodium distachyon (stiff brome), 601 nucleotides. RefSeq names its product peamaclein. The record is from RefSeq and is a predicted model, not a curated record. The transcript is spliced from 2 exons. Lineage: Eukaryota; Viridiplantae; Streptophyta; Magnoliopsida; Poales; Poaceae. Bases 88 to 369 code for a protein of 93 amino acids.
UCUAGCCAUCCCCAUCUUUCUGAUCUCAACCUCACACAAAGUAGCAACAAACACUGUGGCAGAGCCAGACAUCUCCAAGCUAGCACAAUGAAACUUCACACCACCACCACCAUGUCUCUCCUCCUCUUCCUCCUCUUAGGCUCCUCGUGCCUCCAAGUCUCCAUGUCCGGAUCAGCGUUCUGCGACAGCAAGUGCAGCUUCAGGUGCUCCAAGGCGGGCCGGCACGACGACUGCCUCAAGUACUGCGGGAUAUGCUGCGCCGAGUGCAACUGCGUGCCGUCGGGGACGUCCGGGAACAAGGACGAGUGCCCCUGUUACCGCGACAAGACCACCGGGAAAGGCAGCCGCAAGAGGUCCAAGUGCCCAUGAUCACCCAUCCAAAGCCAUGCUUCAACAACUGAACCGCCUCAUGCAUGUUUGCUGAAGGGACUUAUAAAGAUCCUUAUAUCUGCAUGUAAGGUUGUAAACCAUGAACGCCUCAUAUAUGGCUUGCAUUGCAAUGACGGCAUGCUCCUCUCCCUUAUAUCCGCAAUUCUGCAUGUAAACCAUGAGCGCCUCAGGUAUGGCUUGCAUUGCAAUGACGGCAUGCUCCUUUCGGUAA